CGUAAGCGAGACAGUCCCAUUUAAAGCCGCUCGGUUCGGCCUUCACGGCCUAUGGAUGCAGCUGCUGAAGUGGGGCGCUGCUUCGUGCUGCUCACGGGCUCUGAUGGAUGCUAGCUUCAUGUGUGACGGACUGUUAGCUGGAAGAGUUUAUUUUGGUGCUACGACUGAGAAACAUUUCAGGGUCUGAAGCAACAGUGGAGAGACUGGCUGACUGCUGCAGAAGAAAUCUGCUCUGAGGUUAACAGAACGUCUGAUCGUCCAGUAUGAGAUCAACCUUCAGCAGAGACUGCUGGAUAUCAGCCGGAAACCCGAGAUAAAGUUACGCAUAACAGUGACCCUUUGUUCCUCAAGAUCUCCCCCUAACAUGAAGUGUGAGGAAGAGGAGGGCCUGUAUGACCAGCAGGUCUCCAACCAGGAGAGGAACUCCAGUCUGGACCAGGAGGGCACAGAUCCUCCACAGAUCAAAGAGGAAGAGGAGGAACUCUGCAUCAGUGAUGACGUAGAAAAGAUUGUACUCAAACAGGAGGACGAAGGCCUCAUCUGGACUGAAGAAGAGCAGCUCAGACAGCUGGAUAACAUCUGGAAACCUGAAAUGAACUUACACAGCAGGGCUUUCCCACAACAGCAUGAAUGUGAGGAGGAACUGGUUUUUGGGGACCAUGAGAGAAACUUCAGCCUCGACCAGGAGGAUCCGGAGCUUCCACAGAUAAAAGAGGAACAGGAGGAACCUUGCACCAGUCAGGACGUAGAUCAGCUUGUAGUGAAGCAGGAGACUGAAGGCAUUAUUAUCUUCAUGGUGGCUCCUACUUAUGAGGAAAGUGAGCCAGAGCUGGACAGUGAACGUCUCCUUUCUUACAGCUCUCCUGAACCAGAGAGCAGAGAUCAGCAAGACAACUUUCCUGUGUCAGAGAGUCAGCGUAAAACUGACACAAGUAAAAAGUUUGUAAAAUGUGAGAUUUGUGGAAAAACCUUUGAGUACAGAUCCAAACUAACGAGACAUAUGAGAGUUCACACAGGUGAGAAGCCACAUUCUUGCAGCACCUGCGGAAAAAGAUUCAGCCUGAUGAUAAACUUGAAAACUCACAUGAGAAUCCACACAGGUGAGAAGCCGUAUUCUUGUGGCAUCUGCGGAAAAGAAUUUAGAGACCAAUCAACGUUCAAAAAGCACAUGACAGUUCACACAGGUGAGAAGCCUUAUUCUUGUAGCACCUGCGGGAAAAGCUUCAGUCAGAAACCAACACUGGAGAGACACCAGAGAAGCCACACAGGCGAGAAGCUGCACUCCUGCGGCACCUGUGGGAGGGGAUUCAGUCAGAUGAUAAACUUGAAAACUCACAUGAGAAUUCACACAGGUGAGAAGCCUCAUUCAUGUAGCACCUGCGGGAAAAGCUUCAUUCAGAGGAUACAGUUACAAAGACACAUGAGGAUUCACACUAGUUAAAAGUGGGAGAACUGUCAGAUGAAGCAGUCCACUGAGAAGCCAGAUCAGAGCAGAUCAGAUGACCUCCUUCAUUAAAAAACUCUGUAUUGUUUAUUGUAUGUAGGGGUGGGAGAUAUAGCCUCAAAAUAAUAUUUCAAGAAACGUACGUUUAAAAAAACAAUGUACAUUUUAUCAGCUCGGCAGGCAGCAGCAUUUAUAUGUGUAAGUAAAUGAAGGAUUUUCCAUCUUUCUCUUCCAGUGAGCUGCUGUCACUGAU
Messenger RNA from Pundamilia nyererei, 1697 nucleotides. RefSeq names its product zinc finger protein 3-like. Gene Ontology annotation, molecular function: RNA polymerase II cis-regulatory region sequence-specific DNA binding; DNA-binding transcription factor activity, RNA polymerase II-specific. The transcript is spliced from 3 exons. The record is from RefSeq and is a predicted model, not a curated record. NCBI's taxonomy places the organism in Eukaryota, Metazoa, Chordata, Actinopteri, Cichliformes, Cichlidae. Bases 365 to 1441 code for a protein of 358 amino acids. Gene Ontology annotation, cellular component: nucleus. Gene Ontology annotation, biological process: regulation of transcription by RNA polymerase II.